AUGGCGCGCCCUCGCCUGGCAGCAUGCGCCGCCACCCUGGCGGCGCUGAUGCUGCUCGUGGCGGCGACGCCCUCGGCCGCCCAGGGGCGCGUCGCCGAUGAAGCCGUCAGCCGCCAGCUUCUGCAGCUGGGUGGCCUCCUGACCAGCACCGUUGGGACGGUUACAACUGUGCUCGCGCCCGUAACAAACACAACAAACACAACGGGGCUUCUCGCGCCCAUCACCGGCACCCUCACCAACACCAGCAGCAGCCUGACGAACGUCACCGGCGCGCUCAGCAACACCACCAGCGCCCUGACUAACAUCACAGGCGCGCUCAGCAACACCACCAGCGCCCUGACUAACGUCACAGGCGCGCUCAGCAACACCACCAGCACUCUGACUAACGUCACCAGUGCGCUCAGCAACACCAGCAGCAUCCUGGCGCCCAUCACCGACGCCCUCAGCAACACCACCAGCACCCUGACUAACGUCACCGCAACACCAGCGGCACCCUGA
Monoraphidium neglectum is the source of this 498-nucleotide messenger RNA. RefSeq lists its product as hypothetical. The coding region runs from base 1 to 498 and encodes 165 amino acids. NCBI's taxonomy places the organism in Eukaryota, Viridiplantae, Chlorophyta, Chlorophyceae, Sphaeropleales, Selenastraceae. The transcript has 2 exons. The record is from RefSeq and is a predicted model, not a curated record.